GAUGUGCCCUGUUCAAUUUGUCGCACAGUUCUGGGGACUCACUCUCCCUUGAGUUUUUCUUGAUCGGUUCUUUGGUCUGUGUUCGCUUCAGUUUUUCUCGUUGAGCGUGUAAGACUCGCGUAAGCCUCGGUAAUCUAGAGCCAAAUCUGGAAUUCCCGCCCCACCCGCUCUUGAGGACCUCGAUCACUCCGCCUUUGGGAGUGGUGGCCCGGGUUCGAGACCCGAUUGCAUUCCAUCGCGGCGUCUGACCCGCCAUGGCCCGCAAAUUUCCUUGCCCGCCUGUGGAAGAGGACGAGGCGGCCUGCACGCGGGAGCGGGAACCAACCAACACUCCGCCCACGUCGACCAGCGCCGCCCGCCGGACUACGGGCUCGUCCACCCCAGAGUGGCACGAAGAAGAGUGGGACACGGUGCACACGGGUCAAACGCCCCAUUCCUCGUUCUCAUCCCAUGGGAGCUCAAGCUCCGGACCGGCCAGGAUGGCCCACCUGGGACCAACCGACAUGGAAGGCGGUUUCGAACGCCCUGUGCCCCCUCCAGGGAACCAUGGUGGGGCGGUGCCGCGUCGAUCGGCCAGUUUUCGCCAAGCCGCAGCCUUGGAACUGUCGCGGCGUGCGGCUCUCAAUGCACGCCGACGUCGCUUGGAUAGCUUAAACUUGGAUGAGUCCGUCGUGAGUGGGUCGGAGGGUUGGCGCUCCGGCUUAUUAGAGCACGUGACCGAGUGGUGGCCCACCUCAGGAGCCUUAUUGGCCGGAUUGACCGGUCUUGAGGGUCAAGGCUCGUGUCCGGUGCAAGAAAUCGAGGCUGAAGGCAGCGAGCUCUAUUUGCACUUCUUCCAUGAACAAAUGAGGCGAGCUGGACUCGAGGCCCGGCCUCUAGAGGAAUCCGAGGGUCUGAUGGAUUACCAUGAUCAUUCAGCGCAUAUGGACGCAUCCGAUGGAGGUUGGGGAUCGCCAUCAUCGCCGCCAUCGCCGUUCUCGGUCCGAUCCUCAAACCGAAGACGAAAUGACUCUUUUAACCUCGGAAAUUUUCAGAACCCAGCUUGGCGACAAGCAGGUCGGGAUCUACAAUUGCUAGCCGAUGAAUUUUGCCGCUCUCGUGAGCGAGACCAGGUCCGAUGGCGAGCAGAGCAAGUGGAUAUCCGCUCUUUGACCAUGAAUAAGUUUAUGGCUCUACUGAAUGAACUUUUUGAAGGCGGUCAAAUUACUCGUGAGCGGAUACUCGUCCUAUUCUUCUUCUGUAGUGACGUCUCAAUCUUGGCUGUGAAGCAUCAUUUAAGUGGAAUUUUAUCACAACUUACCAAAUGGACUUUGGCCUUUAUCAAGGAUCGAAUCUGUCUUUGGGUACAAUCUAAUGGUGGGUGGCAAGCCGUUCUCAGAACCGGAUUGAAUGUAAUCCAACAGUUGGCCAUCAUUGGGACAUGUGCGGCCAUUGUUUCUGUAUGCCUUCUAUUUGCCAAAAAACAUCUCUAAUAAUCGAUUGUCAUCUUCAACUCCCCAGUCAGUCCAGCAACUCAAUUGCCUCAAUGUCAGUCCAAAAAGUUUAUUUAUAAUUCAAAUAUUUUUGAUGAAGUCGUUCUAAACGGCAUUGAUAUUUUUAGCGGAUUAUAUAUACACACUUUGGUUUGUUUUAGUUUUAA
Tigriopus californicus is the source of this 1639-nucleotide messenger RNA. RefSeq lists its product as uncharacterized. NCBI's taxonomy places the organism in Eukaryota, Metazoa, Arthropoda, Copepoda, Harpacticoida, Harpacticidae. Bases 255 to 1472 code for a protein of 405 amino acids. Gene Ontology annotation, cellular component: mitochondrial outer membrane. The record is from RefSeq and is a predicted model, not a curated record. The transcript is spliced from 5 exons. Gene Ontology annotation, biological process: intrinsic apoptotic signaling pathway in response to DNA damage; regulation of apoptotic process; extrinsic apoptotic signaling pathway in absence of ligand. Gene Ontology annotation, molecular function: protein heterodimerization activity; protein homodimerization activity.